This is a messenger RNA of Ruditapes philippinarum (Manila clam), 786 nucleotides long. RefSeq lists its product as uncharacterized. The record is from RefSeq and is a predicted model, not a curated record. Bases 1 to 786 code for a protein of 261 amino acids. The transcript is spliced from 3 exons. NCBI's taxonomy places the organism in Eukaryota, Metazoa, Mollusca, Bivalvia, Venerida, Veneridae.
AUGCACCACCAUGUUGACAUGAAAAGUGUGAAACAGGCAUAUACGGUGUCAAAACCGCUGCCAUGGCCACCCACUGCCGAUGACCUUGACGCUUUUCCUCCGGAGGAAUUGGUCCCAGAUGCACUUCAAACAUUUCUGACACAACUCGUAUGUGGAGAUUCUGCGGGGACUGAAAAGACAAGACGAAUCGUCCUAUCAAUAGCUCAGGACAUUUGCCGCGCUGUUACGAAUGGCGAAUGGAAGAUGCCGAAGCAUAUUUUGCUGAGCACAACAGUACGACAUCUCUAUCGAAGCAAGAUCCUCACUACCAUGUUAAGUCGGUUGGGUCACAGUGAAUCAUAUGAUUAUAGUUUAGAGCUUGAGACAUCCCUAGCUAAAGCACUGAAUGAUUCUUCAUCCAAACUCACACCACUUAUUGUGACGGGCCCUGGAAAUGAAGUCUUCCAUGUUGAAUGGGACAAGCUGAAUAAGAUAACCACAAAUAUCCAUGGUUCCAAUGUGGUAAAUAGUACUGCAGGCAUUAUGAUCCAAGAAUUGAAGCCUGGAUAUUGUGCUACAAGUUCUGAGCGCACUCUCGGGGUCUACCAGCGCACAAAGGCUCGGUCUCUAAAGGUUGAUGAACAAGAAUGUCUACCACCCACUGCAUUGACCAAACGGUGCGGACCAACAUUUCCAAGGGAAGCUGUGUUCACAACACCACAUGAGAACCAUGACAUGUACCUAAAAGCCCUUCUGGAAUACAGGAAUUUGGUUUUUAUCCAGGGUUGUUGGAAGCAGUGCAGAUGA